Messenger RNA from Cornus florida, 910 nucleotides. RefSeq names its product early nodulin-like protein 18. Gene Ontology annotation, molecular function: electron transfer activity. The transcript is spliced from 2 exons. Lineage: Eukaryota; Viridiplantae; Streptophyta; Magnoliopsida; Cornales; Cornaceae. The record is from RefSeq and is a predicted model, not a curated record. Bases 72 to 776 code for a protein of 234 amino acids. Gene Ontology annotation, cellular component: plasma membrane.
AUUCCCUUUAUUGUUGUGAAGAGGAGGCAAAUCUUUGACAUCCACUAGUUUCACAAACCCCAACAACAGAGAUGGAACAGAGAAGCAAAGGUUCUGAGCUUCUAUUCUUCACACAGUCGUGUCUUCUUCUUCUUCUUCUCUGUUUUGGUGGAUCUGUUGAGGCUUACAAGAACUACACAGUUGGUGACUCCUUGGGUUGGUAUGACAAUCAAAUGAAGCCAACUGUCAACUACCAGAAAUGGGCUACUGGCAAGAACUUCAGCCUUGGAGAUUUCCUCAUUUUCAACACAGACAGUAACCAUUCGGUUGUUCAAUCAUAUAAUUUCACCACCUACAAACGUUGUGAUUACGACAAUGCUCUAGAAAACGAUACAACCGAGUGGUCGGCUGCAGAUCCCUCCUCCACCACUCCCCAGCCAGGGACGGUGGCGGUUCCUCUCUUGAAAGUAGGGAUGACAUAUUUCUUUUCGGGUGAUUACGACGGCGACCAAUGUCGCAAUGGGCAACACUUCAAGAUAAACGUGACCUACGGGCAAGGAUUGCCCGCGAGUUUAAAAGAUCCACCGGAUGAAGCCCCAGGUCCGGCGAAUGCCGUAGCCGGCGACGACGAAAACGCACCGGAUACCGUAGUUCCUUCAAAUUUCAAUAAUCCUCAUGAGGAGAGUAGUGAUGAUAAAGUGGAAUCAGGGUCUGUUUCUUUGUCAGUGUUUUUGAAGCACUUUGGUUGGCAAUUAAAUGGAUUUUUGAUUUUGGUAGGGUUAAUUUGUAGCUUUUGAUGAGUAUAGGUAUUUACCUUUUAUAUUUAAUUUAUAUUCAUUUGUGUGCUGUUGGAAUGUUGAGUGUGUGUGAUUGUAUAAUAUAUUGAUAUAUUUAUAAUGUUUUAAUUUUUAUUCUUUUGAAAUUUGAGUAA